AUGGGCGAUUGGCUUCUGCAAAAUGGCUCUAUUAAAAAAAACUGGAUUUUAGUCGAUCGGAUGUCAUCAGAACAAACUCUAAACAGCAGCUUCAAUGAUUCAUCUCUAAACUCUGAACCACUGGCUUACCAUUCAUCACCGUUUCGCUUAGAUCGUGAUCCUGUAAAACGAAUUAGUACCAUUUAUAAAUUGAACGAUCGUAUACAACGCAGAAUUAACGCUGGAUAUAUGCCAUAUUCUGGGUCGUCGCGUGUUUGGCCGUUACCACCAACAGUUAUAGAAGAGAACGAUUUAACGCUAUCACCGUCAUUUUCAGUAUCAUCCAAAAAACAGCUAACUGAGAUCCAGAAUGACAGUGAACAAUCGUCCCGGUCUUCCACUUUUUCCUAUAAUAAUAAAGAAGCAAUUGAAUUUACCGAUUGUCCUGAAGAAGUUAUCCAGAAAGCAGAAGAAGAUUUUUCUACAAGCGCCAAAUUUUUAGAUCGGCAGAGAAUAUCUGACGAAAAACAGCCUGGCCAUGGCUUUGUUAAUGAACAUCAGAACUACUGUGAAGUAAAUAGCUGUACUGGCGACCAGUUGUUCUUCGACAGCAACCAAAGUUGGACAGAUUCACUGAUGGCUGUCAACGAACCUGGUAACUUCGAUUUGCGAAAGAAGAGUGAUCACCGGCGCGAUGAAAUCCGCAAAAGACCAACCUUAUUAAAGCGUAAUUCAGACUUUUAUAAAAAAUGUGAUGUAUGCUUCUGUAAUCCAACAUAUUCGCUGUACAACAGUUGUCCAGCAUGCCAUAGUACUGGAGCAAAUGGUUUACGUUCACAACGCCUAAAAGAUGAACGUUGUGAUACAAGUGCAAUAGGAUUUUCAUCGUCCCGUGCAAACAAUAUAUUGAAUCCAGCGACCACAUCGAAUAAUCAUGGCACUGAUAAACUGUUGAAACGUCAUUCGACAAGAAGGUUGAGUUCGCAAAAUGAAAUCCUAAACGUUGAGGGACUUUAUCCUUACAAACUGUAUGGAGGAAAUACGCUUUUAUCAGCUCAAGCUCCGGACGGGACAUCACCUACACAUUAUCUUUCAGAUACAUCACUACUCAAGACUAGAGGCCUCGGUGCUACAACAGCGCCGGUUUGUUCUGAAAGAGCCGACAAAUCUCUUUCGCAAUGGAGUUUAUAUUCACCAGAACGACAAUAUAAAAUAAGACCAGCUCUAUCUAUGAGAGCGACUAUAAACAGUGGUUCACCACUAAAGGAAAGAGCAUUCCUGGAUGGAAACUAUAAUUUUGACAUUUAUACGCAGAAACGACGGCAAAAAGAUCGAUCAAGAAGACGUCGAAAAAUUCUGGCCUUGGUACUAUGCUUAAUUGCAUUGGCCUUGGUUGUAACUGCUGGAGCUGUUUUAGCAGCAACACGGGCAUAA
This is a messenger RNA of Enterobius vermicularis (human pinworm), 1413 nucleotides long. The record is from the annotation of a GenBank genome assembly. Lineage: Eukaryota; Metazoa; Nematoda; Chromadorea; Rhabditida; Oxyuridae.